Paramuricea clavata is the source of this 3315-nucleotide messenger RNA. NCBI's taxonomy places the organism in Eukaryota, Metazoa, Cnidaria, Anthozoa, Malacalcyonacea, Plexauridae. The record is from the annotation of a GenBank genome assembly.
GCACAUAUCAGAGUUGAAGAAAGAAAACUUUGAAUUGAAGCUAAGGAUUUAUUUCUUGGAGGAAAAACUUCAACAUUCACAAAGAGAUGUUGAUGAUGACGAUGCUUUUAAAAUGGUAAGAAAUUUAAAAACUCGCCACACCAAUGACAGGGUUCGUAGCGGUCUUUGAAAUCCUUGAACGUCUUUAAAGUUGAAUGCAGGUCUUUAAGGUCUUUGAAAAGUCUUUGAAUUGUGUGAAAAAGCGAAGAAAGUCUUUAAAUCUUUAAAAGUCUUUAAAUUCGUCAGUGAGGAAUUGAUUAUACGAUUUCCCUAGGUAAUAAAAUAGAUUGAUUGAAGCACGAUUUUCGUAAAUAUCGACGAAAAGGCGCAUUUUAGGGUAUGUGAUUUGACGCGACUAAUUACUGAGUAAAAAUUGUGCUUACACUCGCAAUUUUUCGACAGCUGAUUGCUCUCAAAGGUCUUUGAAAAGUUUUUGAAAAUAGACAAAAAAAAUCUUUGAAAGUCUUUGAUUUUUUUUGGUCUUGGAGACCACGAACCCUGAAUGAGAACAAGCCAUCCUGAUAUCAGCUGACAAUUAACAACCUUGUUACAAUUUGUUUUCAGAUCUGUAACAACUUGUGCGUUAUUAUAGGCGUGCACCAUGUAAUGAUUAACACAUAGAUAAGAUUUUGCCCUUGUCUGUUCGUUUGUGUUUUAUAAUAAAAAUAAAAUCCCCGAAUUAAACAGGUAAAUCACUUACUUUUUAUCUACCCAAGUUUACAUUUGGAAAUUUGAAAAAGUCAAAAUUUUACAAAUAUCACGCGUACAUGAUCUACAGUAUACAAAUAAGGGAAUGCUAUUGGCUACUUUAAUUGUUAAUAGAUCAUGGCUCUCGACCAAUGAAAGUGCUUGAAUUCUUAACGUUAUUAUAUAAUAUAUAAUAGACAGAUUUAGAUCGAGGACGCGGACGUCAAAGACGACGUGAAAAUGGCGUGUUGUGCCCAUAUAUGGAUAUGCCACGCCAUUUUGACUCCAUUUUCGCGUCGUCUUUGACGUCCGCGUCCUCGAUCUAAAUCUGUCUAAUAUUGCAAUAGCAAGCCGGUUCUUGUUAUUGGUGCAUGGUAUACUAGGCAUUACAAGAGAAGCUGUAUUUUAUCGUGGUUAAUGACUCUAAUCAUAUAUUGAUGAUUGUAGUCACACAUGCAUGUGGCCUGCUCGUUAAUUCUUUAUCGAUUAUUUGCAGACAAUUUUAAUUGUUAAUACUUUCAUGCUUUUAUAUCCAGAAUAUUGAAUUGAAAGUUGAAAUUGAAAAACUGAAAAAUGAACUGAACGAAAAACGAAGACUUCUGGUGAAAGCAUCGUAAGUGGGGUUUAUUUGUCAGUUUAUAUAUAUAGUCAUACUCUGCAAAUAUCCCACGCAACUGCAGAUGGAGCUAUCCUGCAUUUUAAAAUAAAGUUUUGGUUCAGUUUAUCUGCAGUUUAAUUUAGCUUAGUUUAUAUUUUGGUUUAGUUUAACAUUUUUAAGAUUUUUAUGCUUGCGUGAUUUUUCAAGUUUGAAAUUUGAACCUUUUGAGCAAGUCUUUUCCAACCAUGCAUGUUUAUCGAUGUUGGACUAUACUAUAAACACCUGAAAUGAUUACGCCUGAAUAUUCAGUAUCCAGCCAGAUACAGUGGCGAACACUUCACGAAGUAUUGCGGGGAGGGGGGAUUAAGUUGCCAACAUAUGACUUUUUGUAGCUGGAAAUCAAGGCCGGAUUUUGGUGGAAAUAGAGGAGGGGGAAUUUAGGGGAGGUGCAGCGGUCUAGCUCAUGCACGACCCCCAUGGAAAGUUAGAGCUUAGAACAGGCCAAAGUCAACGACAUGGGGGUACUAGUAGUAUGCAUGUAGUGUGCAUAUAUGUAUCAGUGUAUUAAUGAAUUAUGACUGUACAACUCAUCCAUUGUGCUCUUCAUUGCAAUUACUACAAAGUUUCUUUCAAAACAUACUACUAAAGGGGCAGUGUCACGGUUCUACUCCGCAUCCAAAAUAUACGCGAACUUGAAAAACUGUCCGCCAACAAUUAUCGAGUUAGGAAUGAAAUGCAUAUACCAUUUAUAAUCCCUUCGUUAUGCAGGACAUCCUUGCUUUGUUUUAAAAAUUGAAGGCUGCUGCAUCUUUUCCAAUCAUGUAGCAUUAAUUUUAAACGUUUCUUUGUGCCGUUUAUUUUAGCCAAUCAGCGCCAUGACACAGACACUGCUCCUUUUAUAAAAGGGUAGUUGACUUAGAGAUGAAUGGCUGUCACUGUUUCAGUUUUACAGAAAAACUUUCUUACGAAGUGUAGUUGCGUAAGCGACCAAAAAAUGUCAAAUGUUCACUUUGAUCUAUCAUUGAAACUUUCCCAAGAGGAGGUGCAUGACUUUUCAGGGAGGUGCAAAACGAUCUCAGGGGAGGUGCAAAACGAUCUCAGGGGAGGUGCAAAACGAUCUCAGGGGAGGUGCAAAACGAUCUCAGGGGAGGUGCAAAACGAUCUCAGGGGAGGUGCAAAACGAUCUCAGGGGAGGGCAAAACGAUCUCAGGGGAGGUGCAAAACGAUCUCAGGGGAGGUGCAAAACGAUCUCAGGAGAGGUGCAAAACGAUCUCAGGGGAGGUGCAAGACGAUCUCAGGGGAGGUGCAAGACGAUCUCAGGGGAGGUGCAAAACGAUCUCAGGGGAGAUGCGCACCUCCUCACCCCUCUCCUCAAAAUCCGGACAUGCUGGAAAGCCAUAAAUUUAUGCAAUAUAUGCUCAAUUGUUUUUGUUUGUGGAAACACCACGUAAAUUUCGUGGUGUUUCCACAAACAAAAACAAUUAUAUUUUAUCGCCAUGCAAACAUUCAAAGAACUUGUAUGCUCAAUUAUAUUUCGUAUCAAUGCUUUCAUGGUUGAAAAAUUAUUGUUACAGCUUUGUAUAGGCACAGUUAUUCAGCUAUCAUUCAAAGGCUUUCAGAAAUUAUUGGGCGGGGGGGGGGGCAGGGAGGAACAACCGCCCCCUUGCCACUGGCUGCAUAGUAAAAUGCGUUAUCUGGUGCCUCCUUAGUUUAAUUUAGUUUAGUUUAGUUCGCAACAUUCAUGCACUGACAAAAUUUAGCAUCCAUGGCUGCAUGCAUUGUUGAAAUCAGGUAACGAUGUGUGACUGUAAGCAUUUAUUGUUUAGGACCGCAGUGGAAAGUUUAGAUCGAAAUCAUCAAGAACAAAUAAAUAAGGUACAGAAAAUAUUGAUUUGGAAGUAAAAACUAUAGCCGAUAAUGUAGUAUGCUUCUGUACAAUACUUAAUUUUACUUUUCAUUCUGCGGAAAAUAUUCCUUAGUGGAAAUGGGCC